Molecule: messenger RNA, 3499 nt
Organism: Cuscuta campestris
Lineage: Eukaryota; Viridiplantae; Streptophyta; Magnoliopsida; Solanales; Convolvulaceae
Source: the annotation of a GenBank genome assembly
AUUAAAGUCAUUCUUUCGCGUCUUCCAUUUUCCCUCGUUAAAAUAAAUACCCCUCCCCGUCCACCACCACUCCCCGACAAGGCGACAACAGAAAAGACGAGAGCUUUUCAAUUGCUUCACCGACUCACACCUUCUCCCCGGCCGCCGGCGACCUUUCCGGCUUUUCCUCAUCUUUCCCGUUUUCACCUCCCCAACACUUUACCCUUUCCCGUUGCAGAUUUGGAAGAGUUUUAUUUCUUGCCCAGAUUCUCCCAUCUCCGGCCAAUGCGCCGGCGUUUCUGCGUUUCUUCUCUUCUUCCUUGCUCUGGGUUUGUCCUGAUUUGUAGCUCUUGAAGACAAAGAUAGGAUUUUUCCUUUUCUGGAAUCUUAUUAUGUGGGGGAGCUCAGAACAGACCUUUCGUCUCUGAAAAAUUGAAUCUUGAGUGCUGAAAAAUGAGAAGGGUGUUUUGCAUUUUCUUGUUGAGUUUUUUAACUCCCAUUUUGGUUAGGGCUUUGGACCCUUCACUGAAUGACGAUGUUCUCGGGUUAAGCGCCUUCAAAUCCGACAUUCUUGAUCCAGAUGGGAAGCUGAGUUCUUGGAAUGAGGAAGACUACAGUCCUUGCUACUGGGCUGGGGUGAGAUGCAACCCAAGAUCCAAUAGGGUGUCUGAGCUUAAUCUUGAGGGUUUUGGGCUUUCUGGGAAGAUAGGCUACAGAGGCCUUCUUCAAUUGCAGUUCCUCCAGAAGCUUUCGCUUUCGAAGAACAAUCUUACCGGAGGGUUGAGUUAUAGCCUCACCCAGAUUUCCAAACUUAGGGUUUUGGAUUUAAGCAUGAACAGUCUUUCUGGGGUCAUCCCAAAUGAGUUCAUUCAACAAUGCAUGCUGUUAAAAUCAGUCUCCUUGGCACGAAACAGGUUUUCGGGCCAAAUCCCAGAGAGUUUGAGCACUUGUGUGGCUUUGGUUUCUUUAAACCUGUCUUCGAAUCGGUUUUCUGGAAGCUUACCUUCUGGGAUUUGGUCUUUGCCUUCCCUGAGGUCUCUUGAUCUGUCAGAUAAUCUUCUUGAGGGUGAGAUUCCAAAGGGCGUUGGAGGUCUCAAGAAUUUGAGGGAAGUAUAUUUGCAGAAAAAUCGAAUUUCGGGUAAUGUGCCUUAUGAACUUGGAGACUGUUUGUUGCUGAGGUCAAUUGAUUUCAGCCAAAAUUCCCUUUCUGGAACCCUUCCCACCUCACUUCAGAAGCUAAGAAUGUGUAACCGGUUCAUCGUGAACCAGAACAAACUCUCUGGUGAUCUUCCAGAAUGGAUUGGAAAAAUGAAAAGCCUUCAGAUAUUAGACCUCUCAGAAAAUAACUUCUCUGGUCAAAUCCCAACUUCCAUUGAAAAGCUUCAAUCUUUGAACACACUCAACCUGUCUCAGAAUUCAAUUUCUGGAAACUUCCCCACACCCAUGACAAACUGUGUAAACCUUCUGGCUUUAGAUGUCAGCCAUAACUUGUUGACAGAUGAAAUUCCUCCAUGGCUAUACACCUUGGGACUGCAGAAGCUCAUUCUCUCACAGAACAAGUUUAAUGGCAGUCUUGGCGACAUUCUCGGCUCGUCCACUGAGAACUCGCGCAGAAAGAUUGUGUCCCUCGACAUGUCUGGCAACGAUUUGACAGGGGAGAUUCCAUCUGUUCUUGGAGACUUCAGUGGGUUGGAGUUCUUGAAUCUUUCUGGAAACUCACUCAAUGGCAGCAUUCCUAAGAGCAUUGGAAAGCUGAAGUCUUUGGGCAUUCUUGAUUUGAGUAAGAAUGAAUUGAGUGGUGGCAUUCCUGUAGAGAUUGGGGAAGCCACUUCUGUUAGGGACUUGAGGCUUCAGAUGAACUCACUGGCUGGAGAAAUCCCCCCUUCUAUCGGGAACUGUUCUUCGUUAGUGACACUGUUUCUUUCACAAAAUGACCUUACAGGCCCUGUCCCAGCAGACUUAGCCAGAAUUGGUUCCCUACAAAACUUGGACUUGUCCUACAACAAACUAACUGGGAGCCUUCCAAAGCAGCUAGCUCAUCUUCUUCACCUGUCAUCCUUCAAUGUUUCCCACAACCAGUUAAAAGGUGAACUACCCACAAGUGGCUUCUUCAAUGCAAUCCCCUAUUCUUCCGUUUCCGGCAAUCCCGGACUCUGCGGGCCCGCACUGAACACCUCGUGUGACCCCUCCGUCCUUCCCAAACCUAUAGUUUUCCCGAUCCCCCCUAGCUCCCCCGGUGACGAAGGCUCUCCCGCCACAACCCACCCGACAUUUCGCCGCAAGAAGCAAAUCUUGAGCAUCUCUUGCCUCGUCGCCAUUGCCGCGGCCGCCUUGAUUUUUGUCGGCGUGAUCACUAUAAGCAUCCUCAACACGCGUGCUUCCCGCCCUGCAGCUGCCUCGGCACGCGCAUUCUACGGCGGCGACGACGACUUCUCCGCUUGCUCUCCCAGCACCGCCGACGGCUCGAGCACUAACUCGGGCAAGCUCGUCAUGUUCUCCGGCGACCGGGACUUCUGCGUGGGGACCGCACAUCGCCCGUUGCUCAACAAGGAGACCGAGAUCGGGCGCGGCGGGUUCGGACCGGUUUACCGCACCGUCCUCGGCGACGGACGGGUCGUCGCAAUCAAGAAACUCGCCGUCUCGAGCCUCGUCAAGUCCCGGGACGACUUCGAGAGGGUGGUCAAGAAGCUGGGCGGGGACGAGGUUCGCCACGCGAACCUCGUCUCGCUCGAGGGCUAUUAUUGGACCCAAGACCUCCAGCUCCUCAUCUACGAGUUUGUCUCCGGCGAGAAUCUCUACAAACUCCUCCACGAGUCCCCGCCGCCCGGCCCGAGUCUCGACUGGAACGAGAGGUUCAGCGCGAUCCUCGGGACGGCGAGAGGCCUGGCCCACUUGCACGCUGCGAACAUCACGCACUACAACGUGAAGUCGAGCAACGUGAUAGUCGAGAUCUCCGGUGAGCCGAAGAUCUCGGACUACGGUCUGGCGGGGCUGUUGCCGGCGCUGGACCGCUACGCGCUGAGCACGAAAGUGCAGAGCGCGUUGGGGUACAUGGCGCCGGAGUUUGCGUGCAAGAACGCGAAGAUAACGGAGAAGUGCGACGUGUACGGGUUCGGGGUGUUGGUUCUCGAGACGGUGACGGGGAAGAAGCCGGUGGAGUACACGGAGGACGACGUGGUGGCGGUGUGCGACGCGGUGCGGGAGGCGGUGGAGGAGGGGAGGGUGGAGGCGUGCGUCGACGAGCGGCUGCGGCGGCAGGGGGUGUGCCCCAUGGAGGAGGUCAUUCCUGUGGUUAAGUUGGGGUUCAUAUGUACUUCUCAGGUUCCCUCCAACAGGCCUGACAUGGCUGAAGUGGUGAGGAUUUUGGAGUUGAUCAAGUGCCCUUCGCAGGGGCAUGAUGACCUGUGUUAGGGUUUGGAGAAAAAAUGGAAGAAAAAAAAAGAAAAUGUGUUUUGUAUGGGGAAGAAGAAUCCGGUUUUGUUUUCAUUUUCAUGUACGAGCCGGAUUCUCUUUCCCCAAU